AUGGAGGGCGUUCAGACCGUGGACGUGAGCUGGCUUCAUCAUUCACAGAAAGACCAUUUAUCUCGCACAAAGUCUGUGAAUUCGCCAACUACGGCUAGUGAAAGGCCAGGGCCCGGAGCUGGCACAGAGCAGCCAGCAUCCUCCCCACCCAAGUCGCACCGGAGAAAUCGAUCCAACAGUAGCCCGGCGCAACCGACACCCCCUCCCCCUUCCUCGGAGCCGAAGAAAGCCCCCCAGAACGACAUAACGCAAGUAGAAUCGAAGCCACAACCAGCGGAGAAGAAUGAGGAGCAAAAGGCAUCCACGCCAUCUCCGGCUUCGCGAAAAAGCGACCCGAAGCCCAUUGGACGACGGAACUCCUGGAUAUCCAAUUUGAGCUCGAAGUUCUCGUCUGGAUCUACGCCACCGUCGCAAUCUAGUUUAAAAUCUAGUCCUGCGAGUCCGAAAACGACUUCACCCCUCGACACACACAAUCCGUUCGGCGCUGCCUACUCCCCGAAGGACAAGGAAGAGGAGAAAAAAGAUGACUCCAACCCGUUUACUUCGACAUCACCUAAAAGCCCGUCGUUUAUUCACAAUGCUCUGCGCAAGUUUUCGUCCAAUUCUGGUGGUUUGCCCAAGUUGAAUCCCAAUGAUUCCAUCUGCCCGCGUCGUGUGAUGAACAUCGACCAGAAUCGACACCGAUGCAAAGUCGCAGACCUAAACCAGGCUAAACUAAACCGUGUGGCUUUCUGUGUGGACGUGGAAAUUGCGGGAAUAUCACACCGCGAUGACGACGAGGAAGCUCCUCCGACCAACCAACUACGGCAGCCUCUCCCCGAGUCUAAUACCCACAAGUCCAAGAAGGCAGAUCUCAAGUCAAAGGGGAAAGAGGAAGCUGCCGCUUUGAAACAUCCAGAAACUGUCUUGGCUGAAAAGGAUGCUUCCCCACCGGCUCCUGCUCAGGCUACAGGCGAUGCGGCUACCCAGAAGCAAGAGAAGAAGAAACGGUCGGAGGCAGAGCGGAAAGAACGGAAGGAAAGAAAGCGGCGGCAAGCGGUGGCAAACGGCUCAGUACCAUUGCAACUGGAUGCCGAGCAUGACGAGGAGGAACCUCAAGCAUCACCGCCAGGUGUCUCUCGAUCCAAAACGCAAAGCCACCCGACAACCGAUCCUGUGCGCAUCUAUCGUCGAUGCUGUCAGCUGCGCGAAACGCCCGUUCUCAAGAGAGUGGUUGACGAGAUUUCGAAACCUUCAUCAACAUUGGCUGAGUCUCCCGGUACAGUGGCGGCUCUGGAUCUCAGCAACUUCCCGAUGACGUCGCAGGACCUAACAACUUUCAGUGAUUGGCUUGCUGUUGUCCCAGUCCGCAAGUUGAUUCUUGAAAAUUGCGCACUAACGGAUGCAUCCGUACGUGCCAUUCUUGCAGGUCUGCUUUCUACCAAGACAGUAGAACAGAUGCGCUACCGACGGAGACGAUCUCGAAGACCCGAGUCCCCAGGUGUUAAGGAUCAUGAAAGAUAUGGUGUUGUGGAAAAGCUUUCUUUGAAGAACAAUCCUAAGAUUGGACGAGAAGGAUGGCGUCACAUUAGUCUCUUCAUUCACUUGUCUAAAUCUUUGAAAGCCAUCGAUUUGUCGGGCAUUCCUUUCCCUCGUGGUCAGAUUGCGAUCGGUGGCUCUGGCGCACCAGGUCAAACCCAGCCACAAACAGUUGAUGUAAGCACUGUCUUCGCUAGUGCGCUGGCAGAGCGCUUUGGUGGUGAUCACCUUGAAGAACUGCUUAUGAGUGAGUGCUAUCCUUCGGUUGAUGCCGUCCAACAAAUCUGCCAGGCAAGCACCAAGAUGGGCUUGCGAAGACUCGGCUUCGCCAACAACGGUCUGACGAGAGAGGGAUUGGAACAUGUGGUUGAGUAUCUCAAGAUCGGUCAGUGUGAAGGCCUGGACCUAGGUGGCAACGCCAUCAAGGAUGAUCUUGAUCUUGUCACGAAUGCGAUUGAGCCUGAGCAGCCACUCUUAGCUUUGAGUCUAGCAGAUUGUUCCUUGAACCCGUCAGUGAUCUGUCCACUGCUCCAAGCCCUUGCCCAGAUCCACAACCUCCGCUUCAUCGAUUUCUCUCACAAUCGUGAGUUAUUCUCAGCUCAGCCCAAUGCUCUUGGGGCAUUCCGUCGCUUCUUGCCAAAGAUGCCGUCUUUGAAGCGCUUCCAUUUGGCUGAUGUCGAUCUCACACCAGAUCAUGUCAUUGGUCUUGCUGAGGUGCUUCCAGAGUGCCCCAGUCUUUGCCAUUUGAAUAUUCUGGAGAACCAGCAAAUCGAGGACCUGGCCUCUACCACCGAUGCUGUUGCACAGGAAGAGGCAUGUGCUGUAUAUGCCUCUAUGAUGGCCGCUGUACGUGUCUCACGAACCAUCAUUGCAGUCGAUAUCGAUGUACCCAGCGCCGAAAACAACGAAGUUGUCAAAGCCCUGGCAUCGCAGAUCGUGGCCUACUCGCUACGAAAUCUCGAAGGGGGUGCCAUUGCGGAAGAGCUUUCCGAUUCUUUCGAUCACCUUGGAGCUAAGGAUGUUCCUGUGCCUGAAAUCCUGCAACAUAUUGUCGGAUAUAGUUUCCCCUCCGAAGAGCCGUGUGACGAGGAUGACGAGGCGGCUCCAGACGAGGACUAUGUUAUUGGCGGUACAGGUGUGGUCAAGGCAUUGGGCGUUUGCCUCGGAAACCUGGACCAGCAGGGUCUCGAGGCUCUUGGGGAUCACUCUGCACCGGCGAGUGGCACUACAACUCCCAGACGCCGCAAGUCUCGCAGUGUUGUUACCAAACGGCCCCGUGACAUGUCGAAGAAUCUGCUUGAAUCGGCCCGGAAUAUCAGAACUCGGAUUCAGUCGGCUCUCAUUCGUGAGGACCGCGCUGGCAAUGACGCGAAUUACCGCCGCUUGCAAUUCUUGGAUAUCACCUUGCACAGGAUGAUCCAGCGCUUCGAGGACGAAUACCCAGAAACUCGCAUCAGUCCCCAAACCGCACCCGCUGUCCCAGCCCCCGAUACCAGUUCCCAACACUCUAAUGAAGACGGCACUGGUUCCAUGGCUACUGGUGGCAACUUGAACAACAGCCAACUUGACGAGACUGGAGCUGACGAGGAAGAUGGCGACCACUAUGCCGUCCGCCUUUCCCGCGCCAGCUCCAUGACUUCGCUCCACUCUCGUGCUAUGACCUCCCAGGAAGGUCACAUUCAUCGUAUCGGCCAGAACCUCCGCCGCGACUUCCUCAAACCAUCCCUCACCCCCGGCUCUGGCGAAGAAGACAAAGAUAACGACGAUUCCCACAUCGUCGCUCUCCGCCAGAAGCUCGACCGUCUCCACGACGAGCAGUCUUUGUCCAAUUUCGACAACUUCGAAAACGACAGGGCCUUCGAGGAACUCGGCACCACCGUUGACGAACUUUGGGCCGUCCAGCGACAAGAUGCCGAAGGAUUCGAGCGCUUCAAGCAGUCCCAGAUCGCUGCCCAGAUCAACAGUGGUCUUCGGCUUCAAAACAACCCAGAACAUAGGAAGGACUCUGAUGAAUCAGAGGCUAAGUCCCCUUAA
This is a messenger RNA of Penicillium canescens, 3552 nucleotides long. RefSeq names its product putative cell wall biogenesis protein Mhp1. Lineage: Eukaryota; Fungi; Ascomycota; Eurotiomycetes; Eurotiales; Aspergillaceae. The transcript is spliced from 4 exons. Bases 1 to 3552 code for a protein of 1183 amino acids. The record is from RefSeq and is a predicted model, not a curated record.